UCAUUCUACAUAGAUAUGAAUAUUCUAACUCAUACUGUACGUCCCGCCCGCGUGUUGCACUAUUUCGUCGUCGACGGACUCCUAUCAUGAGGCGGAACCAUUAAUGUCAUGUGAUUUGCAGUCAGGACAAGGAAUAGCUGACGGAGCAGAUGUUUUGAUUAUGUUUUUACAGUUUAGUACAUCGUUCUCAAAAUGUAUUCUGCCGCGACGGAGAGUUUAAUAAAGCAGGCAAGAGAAAUAAAGGAAGAAGAGCUGCAGAAGUUUUGUGGGCGCAUCUUUAAGCAGCUGCACACUAAAGAACUGGGUGGAGAGAUAGUGGACUCCCUCCAGAGACUACAUCUGAUAGUUUCUGCCACUAAAUAUGCCAGAGAGAUUCCAUCAGAUCUGGUGAUGAAGCUGCUGAUGGUUCUUUGCUCUUCGUCAUGCCCAGAGCAGCUUCAGAUUCUGUCCUCCUCCAUACUGCAGGAGAGCCUCCCCCUUAGCAUACACAGCCUCAGCUCGGAUCUCAGCCAAGACAGCAGAGCCAUCAGCCAUCUGGCAAGCGUUGUGCUCUCUCAGGCUGGAAAUAAAGAAGAUGUGAUGCCCCUGUGCCACCAUUUGUUGAAAAUUCUUGAGUCUCGGCUGUCCGAGGGGCAGAUGUCCAAACAUGCGCUUCCCAUCCUCUCCAAAAUGAUUAGUGUCUAUCCAGAGAUUCUCACAGAGGAUCAGGUGAAUCUGGUCAGCCGUAAACUAGUGGAUUGGUUGCGAUACGCAAGUAUGCAGCAGGGAGCCUCCAUGUCUUCUGGGGGAUUUUUCAGUGGACAGAGAACACGUCAGCCAGCACCUCUGACAGAAGUCGAUGGGGUGGUAACAGGGGAUUUCUUCACUGUACUGUGUGUGGGUCAGAGCUACACUGAGGAUCAGUGGAUGAAUAUGUACACUUUCUCCAUGAUCAAGAGCUGGCUGCUCACUUAUGACAGGGACGGGACCACAAAUGCAGAAUCAGCUCCACUAAAAAGAACACAGGUCAUUCUAUCUCAGCACCAAGAUCCAUCUGUUGGCGACAACGUGAGAGAAAAGACACAACCCAUGAUGCACAAAGGAAAGCAAAGAGAAAAAGAUGAUCGCUCAGAGUUGGACAGUUCAGUGAUGUCCAUGGUGUCGGCCACAUCCUCCUCCAGCAGACUGCUUCCUCCCAAAGAGAGACUUAGAGAGAAGGCUUUCGAGUACUGCCAGCGGCUCAUCGAGCAGAGCGACCGCAAGGCCCUGAAGAGGACGGAUACAGAGCUACAGAAAGCAUGCAUUGUUGAGUCAGUGUCAAUAAUGGACAUCAUCUGUGGUGAAGACCCCUCCUAUGUGUACCGUGCAUUCCCAUGUAUCAAAGCCCUGUACGGAAGACUGAAUGGAGACCUAGCCCAUGCUCAAGCACUGCUGCCUAUCGCUCAGUUCUACCUCAACCACAGUGAGACGGCCGCGGUGGACUCGGAGGCCGUGUUCCGCAAGCUCUUCAGCCACUGUCCUGCUGAGCAGUUCAACGAGCCCAUGCUCGCCUUUGAGUUCAUUCAGUUCUGUCUUCUCAAUGCAAGCGUGCUGCAGGACAGAGUCGCCAACUACAGGCAGAGCUUCCCCAACCUCCUAAAGUUCUUAGCUUGGAACUGCCCAGGAUUGAUCACUGAGUUUGUUGAGCUGCUCCCAUCACUGGUAGCUCCUGGUACAGCUAUUGAGUUACUGCACACACUCCUGGAUCUGCCCUGCUUAGCAGCAGCCUUGGACCUCCAGCACAGGUCAGCAUGCUAUCAGGCUUUGGACCGCACCACGUGGGACCAGCAGGGGGUGAAGCUGGCUGCUUGCCUUGAUGCUUUCCGCCAGCCGUCCUAUAGGGGGCUCUUUCUCUACAUCCUCAGACCCGAGGCUGGGACGGGUGACACAAUAGACAGGUUAAAAAUGCUUCAUGAGAUUCUGGCUGACAUGGCAGAGAGUCCUCGUGUUGUUCGGUGUGCUCAGGUCGUCCCUGUGCUUCUGCACGUCUACUUUAACACAGUUGCUAAGAUAGCUGAUGAGAAACUGAUGAACCAGCUGCUGCUGGUGCUGCUGGAGAGAAGCAGUCUGCUCUACAACAUCAAGACAUUUAAUGCUGAGGUCCAAAAAGUGUUUAGCACUCACCUGCAGGCACUGUGCAAACUCCAUCCUUCACUGAUUGUGGAUCAGUCAAGAGAGCUACUGGACUUUGCAGGCUCCCCUGCCAACAUUUACAGUAAAGAGGACAUCUACACACAUGUGGUGUGGGUGAUCGGGGAGUACCUGUCGGUAUCGUAUGACUCUCGCUGCACUGUGGAGCUGAUCACUUCUUUCUUCGAGAGUUUGGAGCCUGUGCUGUUUGAGAUCACACAGGUGCGACAGUCUACCAGCCCACCGAGUUUCUCUCCUCGCCUUAUCACUGUGCUCAUGACUACCCUGGCUAAACUGGCCACACGCAGUCAGGACCUCAUCCCCAGAGCAUCACUCUUCCUGUCUAAGAUGCGGUCGUUUGCCCGCAGUAGUCCUGUAAUGGCAUGCUAUAGCGAGGAGGACUCUGAGGAGAUCAUCACUCGAGCUCAUGAACUUAUUAACUUGCUCAAGUUACCAAAUGUGGCUCAGUUUGUCCUGGCCUCUUCAGCAGGAGGUGACAGUCCCCGCUGGCACAGAGACACCAACGCCUCACUUCCUCAGGGCAUGAGGGCAGUCAGCAGACUCCUCCACAGACAGUCUAGCUUCCUGGCCACAUAAAGCCUGCCUAGGAAGCUGUUUUCUAAAUAACUAUGUGUAAUAAUGAGAGAGAGACUCUUUCUAUAAGAUUAAAAGUGGGAGUGAAAGAACAAGAGAUGCAAAGCACAGCACUUCAUCAUGAGUUUCAGUUCUGCCGAGCACAGGCUUGCCCUGUGAACUACUGUUCACUGACAAACAUGGGAUCAAGACACGACAGAUUUAUGAUUUAUUCCUUGAUUUAUUCAAAUGAUUGUCAUAGACGAAUGGAAAUUAUGGAAAUUAAAUCAACACUGUAUGUGUGCCAUUUGUGAUUAGAAAAAAAAAAACAAUCAAAACUGUUAAAAUAGAACAUAGAUCAAUUGUUUGUUUAUUUUCAGUUAAAAGUCAGUUAUCUUGAAAGUCUUCAUCAGUCACAAAUAAAAAAUAAACAAAUAGGUAUAAAAUGAAGACAGAUUACAAAAAGUUCACCCAAAACUGAAAAUUCUAUCAUGUGCUUUUUCAAACUUCCAGGGAUAUGCAAGAUCCAAGGGUUGUAGGCUUCAGUGACGUCAAACCUGGGGCAAUGCUUCUCUGUGCACCAAGUUUUAAUAUGUGCAUGUGCGAGUGAUAGUUGAAGAUUUUCAGUUAAUAAUGAACUGAAUUUCUGUCUGUUCCUCACAUAAAGCUAUCGUAUAGCCUCAGAAGUCUUGGCUUUUUUCUGGGGGUCUUACUGGGGAAACGAAUGUGGGUGGGACUUCUGCAGGAAGUCGUUCUAUAGCAUUCCCUAGCUCUGGCUACAGUCAUUUUAAACCCUGUUUACAGCUGGUAAUAAGACACGUUUCGGAUGAUCCGAUUGGCAAAUGGUCAGCGCUAAAUAUAGUUGUAAACGGGUGCAAAAUGUUUUGUGAUUGGAUCACAAAAAACAUACAGAGGUAGUCAAAAACCACAUCGCAUUUGAGGUUUAAAACAUCGUUCUGCAGCGAAGCACCACCUCUCACCUGUUAAUCACCCGCCGAACAAAAGUUUAAACUUAAUGUGGAUUUAAAAUAAAAUUACCAUCCUAUUGAAAAACUUGAAAAAGCGAUUACAUGCCCAAGGAUGAGAACUUCAUGGUUCUUCCCCAGUGUGUCGGUCUGAUUCGAACAUGCAAGGUGACAAGAUGACUAACACACAUCUGAAGCUGAACUAAGACAGGAACGCCACAAAAACAACCAAUAAUUUUGUUGUGUUUGUGCUUAGAUUAAAUCUCAACUGCAUCUGGGAGAAACAGCGCACUGGUUUUGUCCGCACUUUCUUUGUUUUUAUUUUUUGCAGUUUAUUAUCGUUCAGUAACAAACUGAUGUAGUGAUUGAUGUAUGUCAUCAUGAAAUCAUACACGCUCUCCUCAAAAUCCCAGCACCGCAACAAAAGAAUGAAUGGACGUAUUCCGCAACAACAGCUGUUUACUUGACAAAGGAAGUAGCACCCACAUUUCUCGAUAAGCAACACAGGACGUAGGAAAAAGGUGCAUAGUACACAAGUCGUAUGUACUACUUUUAUGGUGCUUUUUUUGUCCUUUUGGAGCUUUGCAGCCCCUGGUCACUGCUGCUUUUAUUGCGUAAAAGGCAUCAUAAAUAUGAAACCUCCUUUUGUGCUGCACGGAAGAAAGUGACAGUUUUGUGUGAACUAUCCCUUUAACAAAUGUUUCGGGUGCUUUUUGUGAAAUUAAUAUGGCAUUAUGACAAAAUGAGUCAAUCAAAAUUUUACAUUCAUAGUCAGUGCUAAAAUACAUUUUGUUUUUGUUGUAUACAAUCUUAAAAUAUAUAUCAAAUAUAAUCUAAAACACAACUGCAGUUGCUGGAUACAAGGCAUUCAUUGAACAGAGCAUAGCUUGGCAACAAAUGUGAACACAUCAAGAACUGCCACAGAAUAAGCAACACUUGUCGUUUCAAGUAACACUGAAAAUGACAAGUUAUAGUUGCAAGAUUUGUUUUACUCUGCACAAGAAUUUAAUCAGAAUUCACUGUUUGUAAAGUAAAAAAUGUCAAUCUUACUGGGUUUUACAAAAAGGUUGUACAUCCAAGAUAGUUUCAAAAGUCAGCAAGGGCUCUUGUGAAAUGUAAAGCAUGACUGGUUCCCAAUUAAAAAAUAAAGUAGCUCUGUGGGAGUUGAAUUGAACUUUGUGGAAUAUUUAAUCACAUGUGGAAAAUACAGUGCAUCCGGAAAGUAUUCACAGCGCUUCACUUUUUCCACAUUU
Molecule: messenger RNA, 4939 nt
Organism: Myxocyprinus asiaticus (Chinese sucker)
Lineage: Eukaryota; Metazoa; Chordata; Actinopteri; Cypriniformes; Catostomidae
Product: AP-5 complex subunit zeta-1-like
Exons: 20
Coding region: 193-2745 (850 amino acids)
Cellular component (GO): AP-5 adaptor complex
Source: RefSeq, a predicted model, not a curated record